This is a messenger RNA of Paramormyrops kingsleyae, 2798 nucleotides long. RefSeq names its product methyltransferase like 25 (gene mettl25). NCBI's taxonomy places the organism in Eukaryota, Metazoa, Chordata, Actinopteri, Osteoglossiformes, Mormyridae. The record is from RefSeq and is a predicted model, not a curated record.
AGAAAUCCGUCUGGAGUGCUGUGUGAAAAUGUAAGAAUCUGAUCUUGAUUACUUACGUCUUAACAAUGAGACGGGGAGGACAAUAUUUACAGGAAAGUAGGAAAGGUGUGCGUGGAAGAUGUCUUCGCUGAGCGCAUUAAACACGUCUAUCGAUAGUAUUAAAAGAGCAAUAGAUGCUAUUAAAGAUUUUCUCAGCAUCGCUCUAUGCAUUGCUAAUGCCCAUACGGUCGACUUUUACACCCGCGAUUUGUGGAACGAGUUAGUUGCCGUGCCGGCUGACAGUGUUUUAUCAGUUAUUGUUGAUUCCACUGGCCAGAGGAGGGCGCCAUCCGCUGAAAUCUUUCCAGGAAGACACAGCAGUUCCUACGGCUUCAGUAGCGACACCAGGCGCUUGGAGGAUGUGGAUGCUCUUCUGGAUGCAGCCAGAACACACUCCCUUCCUGCGCUCAGCGUCUGUGUGCCCCUGCCAGAGUUACUGAAGGCUUUACCUGUCCAAUAUGACUCUGCCCUGCCUGAGAAUGAUGUGAGGCUGGAGCCGGAUGAGUUUAUGAACUCCAAGAAGUCUCAUGAGGUUCAGAUCAUGGCUGGAGUUGUGGCCGGACUAGCGGACUGCUGCUGUGUCCGACAGGUCAUUGACGUCGGCUCCGGAAAGGGCUACCUCUGCUCCUUUCUAUCCAUGCAGUACGGCCUCAAGGUUUUCGGCAUCGAUGCCUCCAGCACAAACACCCACGGGGCCUGGGAGAGGAACAGGAAGCUGAAGAAGUACUCUAAGGCCUAUCAGAGGCACGGCCGACGGAGAGCCUUGGCCUCCGUGCCCAGCAGCGGAGCGGGAGAUGAGGCCCGGGAGGAGGAGAGCAUCCUGUCAGCCGGGAGCGGCCCGUCAGCCAACCCGGAGGCUGUCUCAGGCGGAUCGCUGCCGGAAGCCUUCGGCCCCAGCCUGGAGGACCCAUUCCUGGGCCUCCUCUCUCCAGAGGCUGUGGAGCCCCCCGUGUCCCGUGUGCCCCCCUGUGAGCUGACCAAUGAGGAGAGGGAGAGGAGGAAGCGAGAGAACCUGGAGAGGAAGGCGCAGAGCGUGAGGGACGACGGCCUUUACUCCCCGGUGACCUCAUACGUCACCGCGGAAACAGAGCUGCGAGACAUUAUCACAGAACUGGAGGAUGCGGUGCUCGUCGGGCUGCACACAUGCGGCGACCUGGCGCCCAGCACUCUGCGCAUGUUCGCGGCCAAACAGGAGCUGCGCGCGCUGUGCAGUGUGUCGUGUUGUUACCAUCUCUUAUCAGAGGAGUUCGAUCACCCCGCCGGAGACGGCCCGACUGGGGGCUGGGGGUUUCCCAUGAGCCGACACUUAAGAGACCAGCGGUGGUGUUGUGGCAGAAACGCCAGGAUGUCUGCGUGUCUGGCCUUGGAGCGAGUCGCAGCGGGUCAGGGGCUUCCCAGUGAAUCCCUGUUUUUUCGGGCGGUCCUUCACGUUAUUCUCCGGGAUCACUAUGAUGCGUUUAAGAGUGAAAGGCGUGUGGGGAAUGUGUUCUCCAAAGCCACCUCCUUUGUGGACUAUGUCAGAAGGGCCCUAAAGAAGCUGGAACUCGAUUACUCAAAGCUGUCUGACAGCCUGAUCCAAAGUUACCGUGAGAAAUAUCUGCCAAGGAAGAAGGAGAUGGAGGCCUUCAACAUGUUGAAGGUGUCCUUGGCUCCUUGCAUCGAGGGUCUGAUCCUCCUGGACCGUCUCUGCUAUCUGAAGGAACAGAAGGAAACAUCUUCUUGCGUGCUGGUGCAGCUUUUUGACCCACUGAUGUCACCGAGAUGCUAUGGACUCGUCGCCUUAAAGGAACGGCAGACCCCAUGAAGGCUGCUGAACAUCUCACAAGCGUGUUGUUCAUUAUCUCAUAGUUUUACCGUUUACACUGUGCUGAUGGCUUCCAUACUUCCAGCUUUACACAUUCAUUUUGGCAAUUAACAGAUCAAGACGAUUUAAUUAAAGUUAAAUUAUUUCAACAUUUUUCAAAGUUCAAAGGGUGGAUUUUUAAUUCUGUGAUUAUGGUGUUAGCUUUUUAUGGCAAAAAUCGAUGACGCAUUUUUUCAAGAAAUGUCAGUUUGUUUUUGUUUAUUUGGAAUGAAUUAAUACAACAUGGUGUACAUUCAAUGAAUGAUAUAUCAAGCUAUGAAUUUUAUCUUUUUUGUAAUAUACUAACCAGCAGUUCAGCUGUUUUAUUUUUUAUGUAACAUAAAGGGUGCUUUUUCAUUUAAGGUAAAAUUUAAGGCAGUAGUAUUUAUAAUGCUCCACAGAGAGCAGUUUGACCCACAGAGUUGUGUUCAUGAGUGAAUGUCUGUCUAAUUCUCAGUUUUAGCAGGAAUCUCAUCAAACACACACACACACACACACACACUCCGGAGAAGAUUACUUCUUCCUUCUUUAGCCCUAGACAAUUUACUACUAGAAUCAAAAUUCUUAUACCUGUAUAAAUUACUCCAGUAAAAGGCUACCGUUUCAUGAAUAUUAUGUUUCUCACUUGCUUUCAACUGUAAUUUCCAUUUCCAUUUUUAUUGCCCUUCUGUGAAUAUAGCGCUAGGCGUCUGUAUUCAUAGAAGAAACUAUUUAUCAAAAGAAACACUUCUACCAGUUAGUUCAUUUCAGUACGUCAUCACCAUAGCAGGGGCUAUGUUAAAAAGGUCCUACGUCCUAUUUUCUUAAAUGGGUUUUAGAAAUACUUUCUGAACUGAUUAAUGGUGAAUGUCAUUUCUGAUUUGUCACAGAUUUAUUUUCAGGAAUAAAACUGAGAUGGAUAAUGGAGGUAGAGCAA